AUGAACCUAGGGCGUGACCCGUCGAGUCACCAGGAUGACUCAAGCCUCGGCCCAUCCAUUCCUUCACACCCGCUCGGCAUCAAACCCCUGGGCAACAAGUACUUCGCCGCCGGCGUAGACGCACGCAAAUCCAUCGGCUCCUUGCAGGUUUUGCCUGACGAGAUGCUCAUGCAGCUUCUCGAAUACAUGGAUAGACGGACCCUGAAGCUGUUAGGCUACACGUGCAAGUUCCUGUUCGCCUGCUGCAUGGCUGAUGAUGUUUGGAAGACGAUUUUCUUGCAGUCAGACCUCGGCAACAAGUCCUCCUUCGAGUGGCGCGGAUCGUGGAGAGCGACGGUUCUCGGCUUGUCCCAUGAACAGAGGGCUCGAGUGGAUUGCAGCAAUGUCUUCUCUGAUGUGUUACACCGGCCCUUUGUCUGCAGUCAUAUCACUCUCAGCCAGUACACCAAGAACAUCCCGGCAGCCAACGAGAUUGAUCGCUUUGAAGAUCUCUCUUACGAGGACUUCGCGGGGAAGUGGAGCAAGAAGCCGUUCAUUCUCACAAAGUGCAUCCAGGAUUGGCCGGUUACCAAGUCAUGGACCUUGAAGAGCUUGCUGUCUGAGUAUGGACGCGUCGUCUUCCGAGCAGAGGCGGUGGAUUGGACAUUUACAUCCUACCUGCAAUACAUGUGCGACAAUCAGGACGAGAGCCCCCUCUACUUGUUUGAUCGGAAAUUUGCCGAGAAGAUGUCACUACAGAUUGGCAAGGGGGAAGGGACGGCAUAUUGGAAGCCAGACUGCUUCGGGCCUGACCUAUUUGAGCUCCUUGGAGCUGAACGGCCGGCACACCGGUGGCUCAUCAUUGGGCCUGAGCGCAGCGGUUCUACCUUCCACAAAGACCCCAAUGCGACGAGCGCCUGGAACGCCGUCAUACAGGGCGCCAAGUAUUGGAUCAUGUUCCCUCCGACCGCCUCGGUUCCUGGAGUUCUCGUUUCCAAGGAUAGCAGCGAGGUUACCAGCCCGCUCAGCAUCGCGGAAUGGCUGCUGGAGUUUCACGCUGAGGCUCGCAAGCUGCCGGAGUGCAGGGAAGGCAUCUGCAUGGCGGGCGAAAUUCUCCACGUCCCAAGUUGCUGGUGGCAUCUCGUGGUGAACCUGGAGGACGGUAUCGCCUUGACAGAGAAUUUUGUGCCCCAGUCUCAACUCGGUAGUGUCCUGUCCUUCUUGAAGGACAAAUCAGACCAGGUGUCCGGAUUUGAGAGGGACAUUACCGACCCAUACCGUCUCUUCGUGGAGCGCUUAAGAGAGGAGCGGCCUGGGCUGCUCGCGGAGGGGCUUAGGCAGUUGGCGGAGAAGAAGAGACGAUGGGACGCGGUAGUGGGCGAUGACGAUAGCCGGGGGGAACAGCGGCAGAAGAAGAGCACCGGGUUCAGCUUUGGGUUCGCAUUUGGGGACGCAGAGGAAGACGAGAUAUUCUGA
Messenger RNA from Parathielavia appendiculata, 1455 nucleotides. Its product is annotated as Clavaminate synthase-like protein. The transcript has 4 exons. Bases 1 to 1455 code for a protein of 484 amino acids. The record is from RefSeq and is a predicted model, not a curated record. NCBI's taxonomy places the organism in Eukaryota, Fungi, Ascomycota, Sordariomycetes, Sordariales, Chaetomiaceae. Gene Ontology annotation, cellular component: nucleus. Gene Ontology annotation, molecular function: protein binding; cis-regulatory region sequence-specific DNA binding.